AAAAGGGUUAUUGUCAAUUUUACUUGUAUGCAGCUCUUUUCCUGUUCGAUAUUUGCGUAGGGGGAAAGGGUUAAAAGAGAAUAAAAAUUGAUUGUUUGUUCAUACUACUACGAAGUAGAUCCAAAAUUGAAAUAAUUACGGGAAUUUAUAGUACUUUAAGCGUCUCGUUUAUCAUCCGUUUUCCAUUUUUGACGCUGUCAUCAUUCUAAUCCUUGUGAUGUACUCAGGGCAAUCUCACAUAAAUUUACUAAAUGCAAUUUUAGCAAUGGGAUUUUCCGCAUGACUGGGCACGGAUUUGUGCCGCAUUUUAAACACUUCAUUUUGGACAAGAAUUCAAAAUCAGAAAAUCCUAUUUCAACCCAUGCAAAAAAUCACUCACAAAUCACUCCAUUGCAAUUUUUCGUCCAAAAAGCACGAAAGACCAAUAAUUGAAGACAUUUAAGCUGAAGGCUAUCAAUCUCCAUAAAAUUAACAUCUAAAUUUUGUAGUGGCUUCAGUAAAAAUCACCCUGAUCGUCCAAUCUAGAUCUGGUACUGCUGUCGUGCUAAUUGCGAAAUUCAAGCCCGGGUAUUAUUUAUGCACCCAUGCUAUUGCAUUUUUGUUCCUGGGAGACAAUAGGUAUACAUUUUUGCUAUCUGACUUUCUUUGUACUUUUUUCAAUUCGACUUGAAUUAGCGCAAAAUCAGCUUUUCUCUUAUCUUCUGAUUUUCUUUCUUAUCAACUCGGUGCAUUCCCGGUCCUAAAUUGGCUUCCUGGGAUUUUCUAUUCAUCUGAAUUGAGGAAAAAUACGAAAAAGUUAGAUGAAAAUAGAUUUUCUCCUAAUUAUUCCGUGGUCUCAUUUACCAUAUCAGGAUUAUAUAGUCACGCGAAACGACAAACUCGAUUAGAAAGCUGAGACGAGAGGACAAAUUGAAAAGCAAUAUUAAUUCUAAUCCGAUCUCUCUGAGGGAGCAGCAGUGAAGAGAGAGAGGGUUGUGUGCGUGUGCGUGUGCGUGUGGGCAGUGAAAGUGAGUCUAGUAAGUAGAUUGUGUUGCAUCUGAGGAAGGGGAGGACGGGACGACGGAGUCAGGGGUAGGCACAGGGGCAGCUCAGAAUUAAAGUCAAGUCCAAUCAAAUCAAACGACAGUAAAAAAGGAAUUAAAACGGAAAAGAGUGGGGGCACAGGAACGGAAGGGGAAAUAGCUAGCCUGCUUCGCUCUUUUUUCUCUCUCUCUCUCUCUCUCUCUCUCUCUCUCUCUGUAUCUCGCUUCGCCCUACGUUGAUGGAUGGGCCCAUACAUUGUGCUGCAGUAGCAACAAACGUUAAUGAAAAUGAAGAAAAUGGAAGAGAAAAACCACCACCCCACCACAAUCUCUAACACUAACAACACCCAUACAUUUGAGCUCAGAAGCAGCAGCAGCAGCAACAUCAGCGAAACCGUUAAUUUACAACUGGGAAAACAGUUUUUUUCUUUAAAACCCAUUUCGCUUUCAAUCAAAAUUAUAGUUCGAUAUUUCCAAUAGCGAAAACGUAAGCGUAAAAAGCUUUUUAUUUGUCCCAUUUAUCGCUCAGGAAAAAAAAGGAAGAGAAAAAAAAGAAGACGUGAAAAUCCACAUUUCAUCCAAAUUAAUUUUCUGAAAAUUCCUCUCUCGUUUUAUUUCGCAUUAAAAACAUUGCUUAUUUUAUCCACCUUAGCUCGCUUAUCUCCAGUCAAUUUAUCAGUUUAUGACUUUUCAAUUUUUCUGUUCAUAAAUUCAAACCCUAGAGCGCCAUUCCGUUCAAGUUUUCCAUAUAUUUAUUACUCUCUAUGAUUUAGGCCAUUCCCAAAAACAGCAGCUAAUUUUACAAUUUUUGUUACAUUAAAUUAGGCUUUAGAUCUCACAUAAUGCAAUCUAAGAAUCGAUUGAAAGUUACAUACUUUCUGUUGAUUAUAGCGCUGUUCAAAUUGAAUUCGUACGUCGAAAGCUCCUCGCUGUCGGAAAUUCGACUAUCAGUUGACGAGAACUUGCCACCAAAUGUAAUAGUGGGUGCUCUGGGAAGAGACAAAAUAUCAUACGAAGAUACUUUAAAACGAGACAAGAAUUUCACAUUUGUUUUAUUGGACUCUGGGGAGCUCCAAAUCCGAACCCGGACUACUCUCGACCGUGAAAAAUGUCCGGAAGAGUUCUUCGAAAACCACCAAUGUGUUAUUGCCGUUCCACUAAUUUACAGCAACGGUUACUCGGAUGUUUUGAUCACAAUUAAUGACGUUGACGACAACAAACCGAAGUUUGAGAAGGAAAGGUUAAACCUCUGGUUUCCUGAAAACACGAUGGUCGGCAGCAAGUUCCCCGUCGACCAAGCUUUUGAUGACGACUCGCCCGCGAAUGGCGUUUUGGAUUACGAGCUAAGAGAAGUUAACGUAUUCGACGAAGACGCAGUCGGUGUUUUCCGACUCGACAAAUGGACGCGGCAAGGUGAUGGCGCCAUAAUGCCUCGACUUGAACUCGUGCGCGAACUAGACUACGAACUGAUUCAGAACUACAGCCUCGAGUUGAUCGCUGUCGGAGCCGAGUACCACUCGGUGCUACCCAUUACGAUUCUGGUGCAGGAUAUUAACGACAAUUCACCACAGUUUGGCCACUCAAAUCUGCACGCGCUCAUUCCAGAAGACGCAAAAGUGGGCUCAAUAGUGUCUAGUGUUGAAGCCACCGACAUAGACUCAGGCGAGAACGGACGAAUCGAGUUCAAGUUCUCGGUGGAGUCUAUGGAAAGCACAGGAUACUUCGAAAUAGACAAAGACACUGGCAACAUUUACCUAAGAGAGUCUCUAGAAAAUAAAGGCGGAACCAAGCACAGUAUAACAAUCAUUGCCAAAGACUGCGGCGAAAAGCCCCAGACUGACAUGAUGAACUGGAACUUCGAAAUUGAAGAUAUAAAUGAUUUCAAACCUGAAAUUAAGUUUCGUCCCACCGGGGGCUGUUAUCGCAAUGGAUCCUCUUAUUUAAUCCCCGAAAACUACGGCGAGGAUUCAGGAGGAGGUCGGAAUAAAGUUCUCGGUAUUUUCACAGUUGACGACGAGGAUAAAGGUCUUUUUGGAGACACUCAGUUGUACAUGUUAAACGGCAGUGAGUACUUUGAGCUAGUUUCAACUCGAUCUAAUUCGUAUUUGUUCAGACAGAAGUUCAGUUUCGAUCACGAGGAAGAACCGACUGAGUUCGCAUUGAUGUUCACGGCCCACGACUGCGCCUCGGCUAUUCAGACUGCGACUUAUAACUGCUCUCGGCUGGUCACGAAUCAAACUAUUGUAUUUGAAAUUGCUGAUGAAAACGAUAACUGGCCUCGAUUUGAGCAGCACAGCUACGAAGCUUACCUAACCGAAGAGGAGUCUAUUCGUGAACUUAUUCAAGUCGUUGCCUAUGACGAAGACAGUGGAUUGAACGGGGAGCUAGUAUACUCCAUAAGUAGCAAGAAUCAAGCUUCUAGUUUUCUGAAAAUUGACUCAAAAACUGGCUGGAUAAGUACUGUUACACCUUUGGACAGAGAGCAAUUAGGUUCUGAAAUCGAUAUUUUUGUGCGAGCAUCUGAUUUGGGAAGUCCACCCAAACAUGCAGAUACCAAGUAUCGGAUCCAUCUGAGUGACACGAACGAUAACCCACCGAAAUUUCAGUCGGCCGACAGCCAAACUUACCGACUGGAGCUUCGCGAAAACGAACCUGCAGGUGCUUGGGUGGGAAACAUAGAUGCUAUUGAUCCGGAUACGGAUAACUCGGAUGUAUACUACGAAUAUGAACCAAUAUACCAAUCGGACAGGACUUUGUUCAGAAUUGACCGAACAACAGGGAAAGUGUUCUCUCUUUAUGAGUUCGAUUUCGAAGAGGUAGCCAAUCAGUAUUCGGAUUACAAAGAGCAGGGAUACUUUCUGUUCAAAGUGCGAGCCACCGAGGAAACAAGAACACUCAGAAUUGGUCAUGACGGGCACAGUGAAAUUGAAGUGCAGGUUCGAAUAACUGAUGACAAUGACAACCCGCCCCAAAUUGAUUUCACGCGAACUGAAGUUAACGCCAUUAUUCCUUGGGAUGCGUACAAAAAGUAUCCAAUAGUCCAAGUAUUCGCUAGAGACAGGGAUACUUCAUGUAAGCUUACUUAUCAAAUCAGAAAGAGCUCGGCAAGCCAUAGGUUUCAAGUAGACAAAGACACGGGUGAAGUAUUCACAAAGAAUGAUUUGGGUGUUUAUUCCGACAUCGCAACUUCAGAUCAGGACUACACAAUCACAGUCCAAGUAUCUGAUGGUCAAUUCGUAGCACCUGUCCAGAUAUUUAUUCGUCUGUCGGCUAAUUGGACGCUGUUCAACCAUAGCAUGGCUGCCAAUGAGAACAAAAUAACAGAGUUUGCUAACUUCAUCACCGAAAUUCCUCGAAUAGCUCUUUACUUGACAGCUCUAGUUAUUUUUGUUGUCCUGAGUCUUAUUUGUGUCUGGGUGGCGUUGAUCAUCAGGUUCCGCGGGUCGACCCACCGGCGAAUGCGGCGUGAGAAGAAGAACAAGCAGAUAGCAAUGGAUAUCACCCUCCCUUAUCAUCACACGCAUAAUCAUUUGCAGCUGGAGACGAAGCGCAUCUCAGACGCCUCCUCUGGUCUGUAUGCACAUCCCUAUAGCAAGCAGAACAGUGGCGUCAAGUAUGGAAACGGACACUUGUCAGACCAGGAGAGUCCCACCGACUCACAGCUGAUGAGCAGUCAUACUAUGUCCAUGCGCAAUGCAUAUGCAGAUGCGGACGGGUACGCACUGGGCCAGCAGCAGUUCCAGAAGCAACAUCAGCUCCAGGUGCACGACAACAACGGCAAUAGCAGCAGUAGUCAUCACUACCUAAGCCACUCCCACGCCACCGGAGGCACCCUGCCCCUACCCCACCACCAGCACUCUGCAUCCGCCGUCUACACUUUCCAGAUGCCCCCCUCCGCCACUACCACUCCCGAACCCAACACCAACAGUCUCACACUCACUAAAGGCCGAAAAGGUUCCCGCAAUGCUCCACCCGUUGUGGAAUUCGGAGAUCACAGGGAACAAGACUUUUGGCUACCCAGGUCUCUUGAUUCCCAGAAGAACUCCAGUCAGAAUAUCUACUCCGAAACUGACAAAAGUGGAACUGCACCUUUGAUGCGCAUCCAGAGACCUGGAAACAUAUGUAAUCCGAAUAGAUCUAGUGCAGCCAUUGUGAGCGAAGGCGACCCUAGAAGCUCUCCUUUGGUCGUUCCUAGGAGUGCGAAUCGAGGAGGCGACACGGCAGCGAGUGAGGGAGGAAGUCCCACAUCCAGCUGUGGGAAACUCAUCAACCCGUCCAAUCAAAUUCUACAGCCGCCAUCUUCAGGCCACGAGAAGUGGAACCUUCCGAGAGAUAACUCGUUCCGACACGCUCACAGCAACAGCCAGUCUUCAACUGCUACAAUUCAGAGACAGCGAAACUCAAUGGAUUUGGACACUAUAGACGAGGACUUGCAGUCAAUCAACAUGGCAAAUGCAAACAUCAGCAACAACAGCGGCAACAACAACAAUCCGUCGGCUAAUUUACCCGAUCUGUGCCAAGAUGUUCAUCACAGUAGUUUGGAGAAGCAACAGCAGCAGAAUCAGCAGCCAGAUUGCCAGCGCCACGGAUCCUUGCCAAAUGCCGCUCUCUAUCUGGCAGGCUCGGAUAGCGGCACGCAACUGACCACAGUUGGCAGAACUGCUAUCGUUUAACACGUAAAUAUCAAUGAUUUAUGUCUCUAUGUUGCAAUGAAAUGAGAUUUUUGGUUAUUUUUGAAAUUUUGUAGAACCCUUUUGAAGUUCUGUUUAUAGCCAUGGUUUCUAAUCGAUGUCGUAGACUUAUAAAAUAUUUUUUUCUGUUUGUUUGCUCCUGAUUUAAAGAUAAUGAUUGUCGACGUUGAUUAAUAUUGUAGAUAAGCUAAAAUAUAGCUUCUUUUUUUGAAAAUGGACGAUUCGAUGUGUAUGUUAUAUAUUUUUGUUUUUGUUCUCAAUUUAUUCAAAUUUUGCA
Messenger RNA from Symsagittifera roscoffensis, 5990 nucleotides. Its product is annotated as protein dachsous-like. The transcript is spliced from 4 exons. The coding region runs from base 1865 to 5695 and encodes 1276 amino acids. Gene Ontology annotation, molecular function: calcium ion binding. Gene Ontology annotation, cellular component: plasma membrane. The record is from RefSeq and is a predicted model, not a curated record. Lineage: Eukaryota; Metazoa; Xenacoelomorpha; Acoela; Convolutidae. Gene Ontology annotation, biological process: homophilic cell-cell adhesion.